AUAGUAGAAAGUUUUAAAAACUUAAUUUAUAUGGCGGUCUAAAAUCACAUCAAACGCGCGAUUUUGAAAUAUGCAUAUACUAUAGCGUGGUUCACCUGACAUUUUUAUAUCCACUAAUAUCAUUCACGUAACUUAAUGGUAGAUUUGUCAUUAGCAAAACACAGAAAACUCACGCGCGAAGAGAGACCACAGAAAAUAACCAUUGUCAUCUUCACCAUUGACAAUUCCUUCUUCUUCUUCUGAUACACGAAACUCACGCAGAAACCCAUCACUUCAAACUUCAAUCCAUCGAAGACGAUGUCGUUUGGUUCGUCUCUGUUGUCUCCUCCGCAUGCUUUCUGGUUAUCAUUCUCAAAAUCAACCACCUCUCGCUUCAAAGCCGCUGCUUCAAACGUUCCCGAUUUUCUCUCUGCAGACUGGUUUGAAUCUCGCAAGAAAAGACCGUUCGGUCCUAGAUUAGAUUUUAGUGCAGAAGAUGCUGUUCAUUACCAGCUUGAAGCCUUGAAGUAUAAUGAUCAGCCUCGUCAAGAUUAUGGAAUUGAGGUUAUGUACAGGUUUGCUGGAUUUGAUCCAUUUGAAAGAUCAACCUAUUUUGGGCCAUUCUUUGAUCUGGGUCAGUUUGAAAGGUUCAGGCGUAUUUUUCACCAUUCUACUUACCGAGUCUUACUGGGUCACAAGGAAAGAAAGAUUAUGAGCAGUUUGUUUGUAGAGGAGAACAAAUAUAUGCAGCGGGUUUGGAUUCGUGGAAGUCGACCAGAGGAAGAGGAAAUAUUUCAACUUACAAUGACUCAGAGGGUUGGUGGUUGCUGGGAUGGUUAUUGGUUGACAGAGUCUUUGCUUCAUGAUAGAGAUACAUUUGCUGGUGGUUUGGCAUAUUAGAGAAAAUCCAAUGCAGUAAUCAGUUUCAUCUUUCAUGAGGUUCCAUUAUCAAAGCAUGAAAUGAUCUGCUAUUACAAACCUAAUCUGUAAAAUUUGUACAUAUGUAAAAAGUUCAGGUGUUAUUAUAUGUUAAAUAGGAAUGUGAUUAGUCUUCACUAAUCAAAUACGAACACUCUUGCACAGUUUACUGAAAAUGUUGCAGGACCUGGCAUACUUUUAGUGCUAUACUCAAAUGUUUAAAAGAGAUUUCUAUCAA
This is a messenger RNA of Lotus japonicus, 1135 nucleotides long. RefSeq lists its product as uncharacterized. Lineage: Eukaryota; Viridiplantae; Streptophyta; Magnoliopsida; Fabales; Fabaceae. The coding region runs from base 298 to 879 and encodes 193 amino acids. The record is from RefSeq and is a predicted model, not a curated record. The transcript is spliced from 7 exons.